Molecule: messenger RNA, 388 nt
Organism: Helianthus annuus (common sunflower)
Lineage: Eukaryota; Viridiplantae; Streptophyta; Magnoliopsida; Asterales; Asteraceae
Product: 40S ribosomal protein S15-4-like
Exons: 3
Coding region: 1-348 (115 amino acids)
Biological process (GO): translation; ribosomal small subunit assembly
Cellular component (GO): cytosolic small ribosomal subunit; ribosome
Molecular function (GO): structural constituent of ribosome
Source: RefSeq, a predicted model, not a curated record
AUGGAUUCCCCCACCUCCUCGUCGUCCAUUGCGAAAUAUUACUACAAAAUUUUUUUAGCGGAUGAGGGUAACUCCACCAAUGAGGAGGUCGAGCAAGAGGCGGCGUAUGUUGAAGUUGAUGUUGCGGCAGCCGGAGCACCGAAGAAGAGAAUGUUUAAGAAGUUUUGGUUCAGAGGAGUGGAUUUGGAUGCUCUGCUUGAUAUGUCUACUGAUGAGCUUGUCAAGCUUUUCACUGCUCGUGCUCGCAGAAGGUUUCAGAGAGGUUUGAAUAGGAAAGCUAUGGCUUUGAUCAAGAAGCUCCGCAAAGCUGUAUGUUUCCUUUACUAUUUUACAAUGAAGUUAUUUUAAUUAUCUAUUUUGUUACUAACUAGUAACAACCACCCCCGCG